Messenger RNA from Cricetulus griseus (Chinese hamster), 4665 nucleotides. NCBI's taxonomy places the organism in Eukaryota, Metazoa, Chordata, Mammalia, Rodentia, Cricetidae. The record is from RefSeq and is a predicted model, not a curated record.
CUCUUUUAUUCUUUUUCUAGAAGCUCCCUGUGCCACGCCUCUGAUCUGCAGCUUUGGGAGGCCAGUGGACCUGGAGAAGGAUGACUACCAAAAGGUGGUAUGCAACAAUGAGCACUGCCCCUGCAGCACUUGGAUGCACCUGCAGUGCUUUUAUGAGUGGGAGAGCAGCAUCCUGGUGCAGUUCAACUGCAUUGGCAGGGCCCGCAGCUGGAAUGAGAAGCAGUGCCGCCAGAAUAUGUGGACCAAGAAGGGCUACGACCUGGCCUUCCGCUUCUGUUCCUGUCGCUGUGGGCAGGGCCACUUAAAAAAGGACACAGACUGGUACCAGGUAAAGCGGAUGCAAGAUGAAAAAAAGAAGAAGUCUGGGUCAGAGAAGAACACAGCAAGGCCUCCAGGAGAUGCUGGGGAGGAGGCAAAAAAAUGCAGACCCCUGAACAAGCCCCAGAAAGGCCUGAACCAUGACCUUCCCCGGCGGCAUUCCAUGGACAGGCAGAACUCCCAAGAAAAAACAGUCAGUGCUGCAGCCUAUGGGGCCCGCUCCCCCUGUGGCUCCCCUGGCCAGUCCCCACCCUCUGGUUACUCUAUCCUUUCCCCAGCCCACUUUAGUGGUCCCCGCUCCUCCAGAUACCUUGGAGAGUUCUUAAAGAAUGCCAUUCAUCUUGAGCCUCACAAAAAGGCCAUGUCUGGGGGCCAUGUGUUCAGAAAUGCCCAUUUUGAUUACAGUUCAGCUGGGCUGUCUGUACACAGGGCAGGGCACUUUGACACCCCUGUACAGUUUCUGCGGCGACUGGACCUCUCUGAACUGCUCGCUCACAUCCCCAGGCAUAAGCUGAACACUUUCCAUGUUCGGAUGGAAGAUGACGCCCAAGUAGGCCAAGGCGAGGAUCUAAGGAAGUUCAUUCUUGCAGCCCUCAGUGCCAGCCACAGAAAUGUUGUAAACUGCGCUUUGUGCCACCGGGCACUUCCUGUGUUUGAACAGUUCCCACUAGUGGAUGGAACUCUGUUCUUAAGUCCCUCAAGACAUGAUGAGAUUGAAUAUGAUGUUCCUUGUCACCUUCAAGGGAGACUCAUGCAUCUGUAUGCAGUGUGUGUGGACUGCCUGGAAGGGGUUCACAAGAUUGUCUGCAUCAAGUGCAAGUCCCGGUGGGAUGGCAGCUGGCACCAGCUGGGUACCAUGUACACCUACGACAUCCUGGCUGCCUCUCCCUGCUGUCAGGCCCGUCUGAACUGCAAGCAUUGUGGCAAGCCUGUGAUCGAUGUACGGAUCGGGAUGCAGUACUUCUCUGAGUACAGCAAUGUCCAGCAGUGUCCACACUGUGGGAACCUGGACUACCAUUUUGUGAAGCCAUUCUCUUCCUUCAAAGUUCUCGAAGCUUAUUGAUGAAAGCUUUGCUUUAGUAAUAGCUAUUUUAUUGAUAUAAUUACUUUACUACAUAUCUUUUAUAGGGGAACAUUCUGUGACAUUAAUUUCUUUUCUAAUUUAAAGCAGAGUUUACUUUGUAUAUUUGUGCCACUAAAAUGAGGGCUGCCCCUUGCCCUGUCUUGAUUCCCAAAUGUCAGUGUGUGGUUAAGACUGGAGCCUAAAUGGGAAGUCAUGCAGAUUUUGGUAGGGUUUCAGUCUCCUGCAGAAUCUCUGACACAGUUCUGAGGUAGUAGGAAGAAUGGGUGACAUUUAGGUGUGGGUUCUGUGGUGAGACUAAAGGUGUGGUGGAAGUGGGGAGGAAGCUUUUACUUAGCUCUCUAGUAAAGACCUGCUGUUAGAUGCUUGGGCCUUGGGGAAAAUGAGUGACAAGUGAAUGUAGGUCUGAGCCUGAAGACUCUGUUCUUCAGUUCAGGUUGAGGUGCAAUUUACUCCACUGACAAGUGAUUUGAGAGUAAAGUUGAGUGCUCUUUCUUUGUUUAUAAAAUUUAACAGUUUUCAUACUGAAAGUAAUAUCCAAAUUAUAUGAAACUUGAAAAAAACUGUUGCUGAUGCAAAUGUUUUAGGUGAGCUGAAUAUAACAGGUCUUAUGAAGUGAAAUUGGAAAUGAUGCACACUGAAUCAAGAGAGCAGAAAGACAGAACUUGGUUAUUUGAAUUGUUUCUCUAGACACUAGUCAAAAAACCUACAGAAAAUCUGCACAUGCUGUGGUUUUGGUGGGCAUGGUUUACAGCUUGCAUGGCUGAAGUAAUUGUUUGGUAUCCAGAUCUUCUCAGAGAUAAACCUCUAGCCUAACUGUGCUACAGAACCAGUCAGGCCACACGUCUCAUUUAUCUACUGCCACAUAAACACAGUUAAUACUGAGUUUCCAAAAUCAGAGUUGACCUGAAGAAGAAAGGGGAAAUUGGUUAGAAUGAUGAAGAACAGCUUUUAUUCUUUUAAAAGUGCGUUUUGUUUUGGUAGCAGUAAUGCAAAGAGCAUAUUUGAAAAUAGAUUAUCCUGAAGAUUCCUAUAAUCUCUUAUUGUUUUUUUAAAAUUACAUACAGAAUACCAGGUAUUCCAAAAACAGCCCCUGUUUACUAGAACUUGAGGCUUCAAUGUGCUGAAGACAUCCUUGUAGAAUUAGAAUUAGAGAAUUACUUCUCAUGAAGGAAUUUGAUAAUUUCAAGUAUGAUGCAGAAAUACACAUUAAAAGAAUACUUAAUAUUUCAUUAAAAGAAUGAAAUAAUCAUUUCAUGAGUAGGCAAUGUGGGGUUCAUGUAAAUAUUUUAUAUUGAUUACUUGGUUUAUGCCAUCCCCCAGGGGAUUUUCUUUUCAUAAUUGUCUAAGCAUUAUUGCCAAUGAGUUUUAAGUUCUACACAAGUGCUUGUUUUGUUUGAAACCAUAGCAUUAAAGAACCUGUGCUAAACUAAAACUCUUCAUCAGUUGGUUUGUUACACCAACUUGUGGUUUGGUGUUUGAUGAUCUGAAAAGUUUCACAUCUACAAGAAAUGCUCAGGUUGCCUAGGACAAGCAGAAAUCAUCAUUGGUCAGAUGGUGUUUAAUGCAAUUUCGUGAGGUCUAUAGGACAUAAUACUUGCAAAUUUGUCUGUGAUGCACAAAGCUGCAAUUAUGAGUUAGCUGUUUCCCUAUGAAUCUAUUGUACACCUAUGAAUCUGUUGUAUACUCAAGUUAAAAUUUUGGUAAGCUUCUAUUCAAAUUCCAUAUUUCUGUUUGUUUCUGAUUUUUAAAAUAAAUACUUGUAAUGCUGUUCUUUAACCUAUUGACAUUUUCUAUAAAACUUCAUUAUUGUUCGGAAGUCAAUCUAGCCAUUGCACCCAGUGAGUUCUUUAGAUUAAAAAGAAAAAGAAAAAAGAAGCAAAAAACCAAAACACUAUGGGCUGUAAGCCACAUUCUGUUCUUGUUUCUUAGAUUGUUUUCUGCCCCUCCCCAAUGAAGAAGUUUCACUAUAAUUGGAUAACAUUUGCUUUUGAUGUUAUGUUGAUGAUAAAAUGAGGACUAUAGUUGUAUGUAGUGAUAUAAAAAGAGAAGCAUGAGCCCCGUACUCUAAUAAUUAUUUUUUGCCUUUUAGUGCAUUGAUUACAUUUUUGUCUGAAAGGAAAAACUUGGCUGAUUUGAGAACAAAAUACAGUUGAGUAUACAGUAAUUGCUUUAAAGAUAAAUCUUAGUUUGGAAAUCUGCUGACCUUAAUGUUUUCACCAAACUUUGGGUGAACAUAUUGGUUAUUAUUGGAAUGUGUCAGGAAAGAUCACCGUUUUUAUUGAAGUUGGGCUUUUAUUAAAAGGCAUCAGUCAUCCAGGAGAUCUAACUUCUGUUUUUCUCAUGAGUAGUAAAGUGAUUUUUAUCUACUUUAACAUUUUUAAUCAUUUAUUUUUAAAGAGUUCCAUACUUUGAGCAAUUAAAACUGCCUGUUCCCAUCUUGAGAGAAGCUAAUUUUUUAUCAUUUUCUCUUCAGGCCAUCUCAACUCUCCGCUUUCAUCUGAUCACCCGAUCACAUGGAAGCACUUGGUAACCUUGGGCUUAUUCCUUUAAAGGUAGACUUUAUCCUAUAAAUUGGAGGGAUGAGCAGAUUGUUCUUUAUACAAAGGAGCUUCCCCAGCAUCCUGUAAUUUCCAAUUUUUUUGUAAAAGGGGUUCAUUUUUGUAAGUAAAGGAAAUUUCCAUACCUUUCUGGGAGAAAUUAACUUAUGGAGGAAGAAUAUUACAUGUUUAAAUGCUUAAACUUAACAGAUUGACCCAUAACUUGCUAGAUGACCUUUCUGAGUUCUUCAUGUCGUCUCACCACACCAGUGCUGACUGUGCAGUCUGCUCUAUGCCUGUUUUCUAUCCUGUUUGUUUUUUUUGUUGAAUUCCUUUUAGGAAGCACUUGUUGAGUAAUUGUAGUUGGAAGAUUGGGGAAGAGGUGAGGAGAAAGCACUUUUGUUUAGGGUAUGGUUCCCAUAACAGGAUGCUGCAUAGCCCAGUUAGCUUUCAUGCUUUGUUGACUUUGUUAUUUUUCCAGGUAAUUGAAAGAAAAUAUAAUGAAUGGACACCAUGAAAACCAGCUCAAAAAUAUGUUGUUGUCUAUAAAGAUUUCUUGUCAAGAUGUUUGGAUUGCACUUUUGUUGAGGGAAGCCGGUGUAAAUACUUUAAGAAUGUUGGUAAAAUUGAAGCAUUUGGGUUAUGGAAUCAUGUGUGGUAUUAGAGGGUUUCUAUAUGUGAAAGGUAUGUAUUACAAAUAAUAAAAUUUUAAAAACAAACACUGAA